Messenger RNA from Sinocyclocheilus anshuiensis, 613 nucleotides. RefSeq names its product collagen type IV alpha-3-binding protein-like. The record is from RefSeq and is a predicted model, not a curated record. The transcript is spliced from 5 exons. Lineage: Eukaryota; Metazoa; Chordata; Actinopteri; Cypriniformes; Cyprinidae. Gene Ontology annotation, molecular function: lipid binding. Gene Ontology annotation, biological process: ER to Golgi ceramide transport. The annotation marks the transcript as partial.
CUUAAAUGAGAGGGCAUGACCUCUGAUCUUCUUGUUCUGCUGUGUUUUGGACAGGUGGAGGAGAUGGUUCAGAAUCACAUGACCUACUCGCUGCAGGACGUGGGUGGAGACGCUAACUGGCAGCUGGUGGUGGAAGAGGGAGAGAUGAAGGUGUACCGGCGAGAGGUGGAGGAGAACGGGAUCGUGCUGGACCCUCUGAAGGCCACACACUGUGUCAAAAGGGUCACAGGUCACGAGCUCUGCCACUACUUCUGGAAUACGGAUGUUCGUAACGAUUGGGAGACUACUGUCGAAAACUUCAACAUCGUGGAGACGCUGUCCGAUACCGCCAUCAUCAUGUACCAGACUCAUAAGAGAGUGUGGCCAGCGUCCCAGAGAGACGUCUUGUACCUGUCUGCCAUUCGUAAGAUUAUAGCCAAUAACGAGAGCGAUCCAGACACAUGGCUCGUCUGCAACUUCUCAGUCGAGCACGAGAAUGCCCAGCCAAACAACAGAUGCGUUCGCGCUAAAAUCAACAUUGCGAUGAUCUGCCAGACGCUGGUCAGUCCACCAGAGGGAGACAAAGAGAUCAGCAGAGACAACAUCCUGUGCAAAAUCACAUACGUGGCCAACG